AUGGCUACAACAGUACAUGUUACCCCUGCGCAAUAUCGCAAAUACGGUACAGACGGGGAAUUGCGAUUAUCCACCGGUUUCUUUCAGCGUUACUUUGAAAGUGAUGGAACCACAACAGAAGUUCCUAUUCUACAAGUUUCGCUUGCAAAAAAAUUGGGAGAAGGCAUGGCUGGCCAUCCUGAUUCAUGUCUUAGAUUGCGUUUAACAGACGGGGCUUUUCACUACUCUGGUGAGCGCAUAUAACU
Molecule: messenger RNA, 245 nt
Organism: Strongylus vulgaris
Lineage: Eukaryota; Metazoa; Nematoda; Chromadorea; Rhabditida; Strongylidae
Source: the annotation of a GenBank genome assembly